AAACGAAAAUAAAGAAAACCAGCAAGAAUAUGAAGAAAAUAAUCUAGAAAAAUUAAAUGAGGACAUAUCUGAUUCAAUAUCUGCUUUUUCUGAUACAUGUUCAAAUUACACCCCACCAAGACAAGAUACUAGUUCUGAUGAUUCUUUUCUAGAAGAAUUUGGGACACUGAAACAAUCUUCUAUACUUAAAGAGGUAACCCAGACGUGCAACAAACCUCCAAGCAUUCAAAAUAAUUUAUCGUUAUUAGAGUGUGUUCCUUUAUCUGAUACAUCUAUCGCAUCGCAUAGAAAUAUAAAUUUUAGUGAAGUUAGUCAUAUAAGUAAUUCUCCUUGCAGUUUAGAUGUUGUCGAUAAAAGAUUUCUACAACCUGUAUCUUUUCCACAUUAUACAACAGAAGAAUUCGCAAAAAAUAAUGGGACAGAUCUCGAUAUUAAUAAUGAAUCUCAAAUGGGAGAUAAUUCGAAUGAGAGUUUAACAAUAAUCCAAGGGGGAAAAUCCAAAAGUACCACUAAAGUUCGAGAUAGAGAUUACUGCUUUUACUGUGAGAUUUUCGUCUUAAAUUUUGCUCGUCAUUUAUUUCGACACCACAUUUAUGAAAGCGACGUACAAAAAAUUAUAUCAAAACCAAAGAAAAGCCUAGAAAGGAGACAACUUAUUGCAGCACUACGCAAAAAAGGUAACUACCUUGUUAAUUCAAAAGAGGUCACUAAGCCCAUGCGAAAACAAAAAUUUACUGAACAUCUACCUUGUACAGAUUGUCUGGGAUUUUAUUCAAAAAAAUUACUGUGGAAACAUAAAAAAAAAUGCACUGGUAAAAAGUCAAGAAAUGUUCAAUCAGAAGCUCAAAAUUUACUAAUACGUCAUUUAAAAAUAGAUGAAAAACUUAAAGAAAAAGUAUUUCCCCGAAUGAGGGCAGACAAGAUAUCACUUAUUGCAAAAUCAGACUACCUAAUAUGUGCUUUCGGGUCCCAAUAUUUGAAGACUCACCGAGAACAGCAUUUUGCAAAUGUUGUGUCUAGAAAAAUGAGAGAGCUAGCAAAAUUAUUAAUUGAAACGAAAAAGAUUGACCCAUCCAUCAAUGAUUUGUUUUGUGCCCUUCGACCAAACCAUUACGAUACUAUUGUAGAGGCAACCAAAGUAUUAGGAAAAUAUGACAGCGAAAAAGAUAGAUUUGAAACGCCUACAUUUGCAAUGAAUGUGUCAACUACUUUAAAACACUGCUGCCAUAUAGCAAUAAUGUUGGCAUUAAAAAAACAAGGACCGUAUAUGGAUGUUGAAACAGGCAAAAUAGAAGCUGACUUAAAAACCAUGGUAAACCUCAUAGAGUCAAAUUGGAAGUACGAUAUUUCGAGUCAAGCUGCGACUGAUUUAAACAAAAAAAAAUGGAAUAAAGUUACUAUUGUUCCUUUAGCAAAUGAUUUGAAAAUUUUAAAAGAAUACCUAAAUAAAAGAUCUUUGGAGGCGGCUAAAAGCAUUAAAGAAGGCUUACAAAAUAUUGCGACAUAUAUAGAACUUUUAGAAACUGUGUAUUGUAGAGUUUUAUUAUUGAACAGACGGAGGCCUGGAGAAUUACAAAGAAUUACAUUGUACGACUAUUUAGAAAGUGAAAAUAAUGCAUCUGAUAAGUAUGAAGAAUUUGAUCGUGCGCUUACUGUCUCUGAGCGGAUUCUCGUAAAGAAAUUUAAGAGAGUUGUCAUUAGGGGUAAACGUGGUCGUGGAGUACCCGUUCUGUUUAGUCAAGAGGUUCAAGAUGACAUAAAACUAUUAUUGUCGGUUAGAAAUAUUUUUUUUACUGCUACGUCAAAUCUAUUUUUGUUUGGUAAUCCAGGUUAUGAAAACACCAUAUAUGGCUACAAAGUUCUUGAAAAGCAUGCUAGAUUAUCUGGUGCCAAAAACCCAAAAGCAAUCUCGGCUACGAAACUUAGAAAACAUUUGGCAACGUUAUCACAAAUAUUUAGCAUGUCUGAAAAUGAUAAGGAGCAACUAGCUACAUUCAUGGGUCAUACCAAUGAAGUUCAUAAAAAAUCGUAUCGAUUGCCAGAUGACGUUUACCAAACCGCCAAGAUAUCGAAACUAUUAAUUCUUAUGGAAGACGGCAAAGGAGAUGCUUUCAAAGGGAAAUCUCUGGACGAAAUUGAUUUAGAUAUGAAUGAGGAGUUAGAAGAAGAAUUCCUUAAUAAUGAUAAAAUAUUAGACUAUGAUUUUGAGUCUACCGUAAAUGUUAACUCUGAUUGCGUUCAACAAAUAUACAAUCAAAAUGAUUUAUCUCAAGCUGGACCAUCCGGUUUUCAGAAAAUUGAACAGAUAUCACAAUUAAAUGUCAAAAAUAAAAUAAACAAAGGAAAAAAAAGAACCUUGGUACCUUGGACAGUAGAGCAGAAGAAUGUCGUAACAAAAUUUUUCAAACUCCACAUAAAAAAUCAUCAACCACCGAAAAGACACGAAUGUGAAAAACUAAAAGAAAAACACGGAGAUCUACUUCACAACAAAGACUGGCUCAAGAUCAAAGUUUUUGUGCAAAAUAUUUAUUCUAAGAAAUAAAAAAUAAUUCGUAUUAGUGACGUCUUCAUGGGCCGUUAGGAUAGACCCCUUUUAAACACUAAUCGUGUUUUAAAAGAUGUGUGUUCAGUUCAAGUGUAUUUUAUGUUCCACAAUACAUUCCAAUGAUUAACAUAGAUUUUGAUGAUUAGGAAGAUCUUAAUAUUACUAAUAUUAAUUUUCAGGACUUUUAUGAAACCAAAAAUGCGAUAAGUUAUUUUGAAU
This is a messenger RNA of Vanessa tameamea, 2764 nucleotides long. RefSeq lists its product as uncharacterized. The coding region runs from base 449 to 2542 and encodes 697 amino acids. NCBI's taxonomy places the organism in Eukaryota, Metazoa, Arthropoda, Insecta, Lepidoptera, Nymphalidae. The record is from RefSeq and is a predicted model, not a curated record. The transcript has 3 exons.